This is a messenger RNA of Alnus glutinosa, 825 nucleotides long. RefSeq lists its product as uncharacterized. The record is from RefSeq and is a predicted model, not a curated record. The transcript has 2 exons. The coding region runs from base 1 to 825 and encodes 274 amino acids. NCBI's taxonomy places the organism in Eukaryota, Viridiplantae, Streptophyta, Magnoliopsida, Fagales, Betulaceae.
AUGUACCGAAAACCCAGACCGGUGCUCGCAAAUCCGCAUUCACGAUACGCCGACCAGUAUUGUGCGUUUCACGAUACUACUGGGCAUCGUACAGAAGCCUGCAUAUCCUUGAGACUUCUAAUUGAACGCUUCAUAGAAAACGGAAAACUUGUCCAUUUCCUCGCAGAUCAAAGAGUUCGGCAAGACCCGGAGCACGGCAAUCGCCCCCAUCAGAAUCGGUUCCAUCAGAAUCAAAACAAUCCCCGGGAUGAACGAGGAAGAAAUCAGGAAAGGGGAAGGGAACCGGAACGCAGGCCAGACCUUCGGGCCGCACAAGAAAGAAGUAGGAGCCUUGCCAGACCAGCACGGCAGGAAAACCUUCCGGAGAUACAAACGAUUUCGGGGGGUUUCGGAGGAGGCGAAGAGUCUAGCUCGGCACGGAAAGCAUACGCGAGGUCAGCCUUCAAGCAAAUGAAGACUGAUCGAAGUAAGGUGAUCCCGGCGAGACAUUCGCUUGUGGGAUUCACAGGAGAACAGGUGCUCCCACUCGGGUCCAUCGAGCUUCCGGUCACAGCGGGAAUGUACCCAAGGCAGAGGACGGUGAUGGUUCGGUUCUUAAUAGUCGACCGAUCAUCGGCCUACAACGCCAUCCUCGGGAGAACAACUCUCAAUGAAUUUAAGGCUGUGACCUCAACCCCUCACCUGAGCAUGAAAUUCCCCACCGAAGAAGGAGUCGGUGUCGAAAAAGGAGACCAUAGGAUAGCCCGAGAAUGUUAUAAUACAAGCUUGAAGAAGCUCCCGGAAGCCACGAGACUCGGAGAAAAGAAAAAGGACGAAGAAAAAUAG